Molecule: messenger RNA, 1137 nt
Organism: Pichia kudriavzevii
Lineage: Eukaryota; Fungi; Ascomycota; Pichiomycetes; Pichiales; Pichiaceae
Exons: 1
Coding region: 1-1137 (378 amino acids)
Biological process (GO): rRNA processing; regulation of gene expression; primary miRNA processing
Cellular component (GO): nucleus
Molecular function (GO): double-stranded RNA binding; ribonuclease III activity
Source: RefSeq, a predicted model, not a curated record
AUGCUUUCAUUUAUGAACAGAUCCAGAGCAGUGCAGCUAUCCAACAAGCGUUGGAGCGUUGUUGUUGCAAGAAAUAUCUCGGUUUCUCCAGCUGCUCCAAAGGUUGUUGAAUCAUCAAUAAACAGUAAGAACUACAGGUUUUCAUACGAAACUGCAAAGAACAAGUUUGUAGAAUCGUCCAAUGUAUCCACUCCAGAAAACAAGUUUGACUUCUCGGAAUACACUACCAAGGACAAACCAACAAACGUUGUCUCUGAAGAGGAGGCCAAACUAAUACCUUCAAUUAUAGCUUUGCAUGCAAGACUUGGAUUACCUGAAUCUUAUCAAUAUUCCACCCUGGUCAAGGCAUUGACAUGUCCAACCUCCAAGCACGACGUGAUCGCCUCCAACCAGCAGCUCUCCAUCCUGGGUGCCCAUAUCUUAUCUUUCUAUGUCACUGAAUACUUGAUUGCAAACUACCCUAGACUACCACUUUCUGUUUUAAGGGCAGCUACUGAUGCCUUCAUCGGCAACUACUCUCUCUAUGACGUUGCUAAAAACACAUGGGGUAUUUCCGAAGACUCGUCUUCCAAAUUGGAGAGAUACCUCUCCAACGAACCAGAGAUCUUCAAGUUUGGUACAUUGAGGUACACACGUAAGGUCACCGAACCUGAAACGGAUAUCGUCAAAUACGCCCCUGAUCAUAGCGUCUUUGAACUAUCUAAAUCAGAAGCAUUUGCAAACUCUGUGCGUUCAAUCGUAGGUGGACUGCACAUCCAUGCAGGUGAGGAGACAACAAAGCAAUUUGUCCAUGAUCACAUUCUAUCGAGACAGGUGGACAUAUCAUCCUUUUUCUCAUUCAAGGAACCUGGAAAAUUAUUGACAAGGUUGUUGAGAACUAACAACAUGCAGCCUCCAACAAUUAGACUCAUCUCCGAAACAGGUAGAUUCUCUUCAACUCCAGUGUAUGUUGUUGGUUGUUUCUCUGGAGAAAACUUGUUGGCAACAUCCGAAGGUAAUUCUCUCAGAGAAGCAAGAAUCAAAUCCUUUGGUAAAGCGCUCAAGGCUUGGUACCUGUAUAAGCCUCUGGAUGCUAAACUUCCUAGUGACGAAUCUUUUGAAGGCAUGUUUGUUGAUCAGGGUGAAAAGUUCUUCUAA